AUGGAUCAGAUUUACAAGUAUGGAUCUGUUGUGUCAAUUCCUUUGUAUAAUUGCAGUCAUCAACUUCUAACUUCUGAUGAAUGGUCCGAAAAGUAUGGGGUUCGUCGACCUGUCAUCGGUGUCAUUGAGGCAACUUACGGAAUCCUAAUAAAUAUGUUCUACAUUCCCGUUUUGUUUGUGAUGUUUGAGAAGAAACAGUUCAGUAUGUCAUGCUAUAAAAUUAUGGCUCUUUUGGCAACUGUCGAUUUUGGCUCCAUCUCAAUAAACUGUAUAAUCACAGGCUUCUUGGCAUAUCAGGGAGCCGUGUUCUGUUCGUAUCCAAAUUUAAUCUACAUCUCCGGGACUGUUGGCAAAUGUUUUUGGUAUUGCUCGUGUCUCACGACGAUUAUUCUUGUUACUAAUAGAUCGUUGGAUUUGACAUUCCCGUCCGUUGGAUAUGUAUUAUUCGAUGAAAAACGGACUUUUAUACUGCUCACAUUUCCAAUUUUAUAUGGAAUAUGGUUUCUCUGGUACAAUCCACCAAUUGUCUUCACUUCGAAGUUUCAUUCUUGGUUUUACGACCCAAUGAUUUUCGAGGGAAGAGCCGUCGAGUAUGAUAACUUUCCUAUUUUGUUCAAUAAUAUGUUGGUUGUGACAACUACGUGCUUCUUGUACACAGUGUUUUGUUGUGUUCUACUUGCAAAAGGAAGAAGUGUGAAAGCUGGAUCAACGUCUAAAACUGUGAGCCAUCAAAUAGUCUUCCAGUCCACUCUAAUCUGUGCCGUUAAUUUUCUGACUUCUGGGAUAUAUGUGAUAAUAAGCUACGCGAAUUUACCACUUUGGAUCAUUGUCGGCGGGCAAUUUUUGUGGCAACUUGGCAGUGCUUCUCCUCUUUUUAUUUAUCUAGUUUUCAAUAAAACUAUCAGAAAUGGGGUGAAAGCAAAACUUGGAAUAAAGAUAAUGCGGCGAAAGAAUACAAUCAGCACAAUUCACAAGAGCAGUACUUCCAAAUAUUCAAGACGCUCCACAAUUCGCUCCGUACAGAAAAUAAGUGUAUAA
Molecule: messenger RNA, 1038 nt
Organism: Caenorhabditis elegans
Lineage: Eukaryota; Metazoa; Nematoda; Chromadorea; Rhabditida; Rhabditidae
Gene: srt-74
Product: Serpentine Receptor, class T
Exons: 4
Coding region: 1-1038 (345 amino acids)
Source: RefSeq, marked reviewed